AACUUUUAAUUACUAUAGCCUUUGCUUGAGGGAUGUAAAAUGGCACCAAAGUUAAGGGCACCAUGGGGAGAGCACGAUUCAUGGACAAGUAGUUGACAGAGGGUUGGAAUUUUGAACUGUGUAAUCCACCGCUAAUGCGCCUUUUUCCUUUUACUUUUUCCAUGUCUAUUUUCCUUCCUUCCUUCAUCAUGAAGGCUUCCAUCCCUUGAAGAGCUUCUAUAUCAUUCUCUCACUUCAACUCCUUUCUCUUCCUCUCUGCAACUCCUUUUCCUCCUCCUGUUUCAUGGCCUCUUACUUCAAGAGCAACCAACGGCUAGAUUUACCUCCCCACAAGCCACACUCAUCUGCUCAACGGUCACCCAGCGACGCCCAACAGAGGCAGAGUAAGUUCUAUAGCUUCUUUCUAAAGGGUGCAUUCAUAGCCAUAGCCAUUGUUCUGCUGCCGUUAUACCCCUCACAGGCACCGGAAUUCACCAACCACACCAUCUUCAACAGAGGCUGGGAAUUCCUGCGCCUUGGCAUCAUAGGAGUCGCCCUCUCGUACGGCCUCCUCAGCCGCCGGCGGGCAGAAACAGAGAAGGAAAUCCAAGCGCAGAUUGAUUCAACGCAGAGUUACGUAUCGAAGAUCCUUCAGGUCUCGCCGGUGUUUGAUAACGAGAACGAUGCUGCUACUUAUAAUGAUUCUGGUAAGGGCCAAACGUGGAGUUCUUUGUAUUCUCCUUCCGAGCCAAUGGUCAUGGUGGCUGCCGAAGAAGAUGAUUACUACCAUCGUAGACUUUCCCUCCCUGUUAGGAGCUUGAGGUCUGGUCGGCCGGACGCGGAAGCCAGUGCCUCCGUUCAUAAGGUUCCAGAUGUUAAGGGGGGACGUCCUGCUACUGUGUCUGCGAAUGCAAGAAGCGCUUACAGUAUCAGAAACGGAAAAAGAGAAAUUGGAGUCUCUAAUCUGUCUAAUUUGCACGGCAAUGCUGAGGGAAACGUGGUUUUACCUUCACCAAUUCCAUGGGGAUCGAGGUCAGGGAGGUUAGAGGCGAAGGAAGGUAUAGGCCUUCGGCCACCCGGUGUUGUGCCACCCUCCGUUUCUGAAUCUGAGUUGCCGGCUUCCCCGUCGCCAGUUCCAUGGGGGUCGCGGCCGAGUUCUGCAUCGACUCCCUCGCCGAGGAGUUCGCCUUCUCAUUCCGUUUCCCCUACACGUAGGCCUGCUUCUGUUCAGAAGGCUGCAAUCAACCCUACGCCCACGUUUGUUUCUGCUAAUAUUGAUAGUGUUUCUAAUGCGGCCAAUGAACUCGUUACUCAGGACAAGAAUUUGCGUAGAAACGUGAAGCAUUCAGAAUCAUUUGACGAGUCUCUGGUUGGAAAGUCUGUAAGAAGAGUUAGAAAAAGCGAGAGCAUGAAUUCGAGAAGCGGAGUGGGCAAUGGUCUUGCUGACGAGAGCCGAGAGAGAAGAAGCAGGAGAAGUUCUGAGCCAUGUGCGGAUGAGAACUCGGCAAGAAAGAACAGGGAUGGCAACUAUGUAAUGGCAGACAAACCAGAAAGGCAGAACAGGGGAACUAAGAAUGAACCAGAGGAAACUCUGUCAAGGAAAAGCAGGGAAACUGAAUCUUCAGUGGCAGGGAAGACAGAGAAGAAAAACAGAGAGGCAGAGGUCAUGAUGGUAGAGAAAACCCAGAGGAAGUCCAUUUACGAACCUCCACCACCACCACCACCCCUCCAAGAGUUUGUGAAGUAUCAGCGAAUCUGGAAGAAAGAAAAGAUUGACGAAUUGAAGGCGCAAACCGAAGAAUCAACUGAAAUUGACGAAGACGACGAUGAAGAAGAGGAGGAGCAUGAGCAGGAGCAGGAGCGGAAGAAUGACGUCCACACACAUACUGAGACUGAGGCUGCUGAACGGAAGCCUGUAGGAGAAAUAGGAGAAACUGUGAUUGAUGCUAAUGAAGUUGACAAGAAGGCUGAUGAGUUCAUAGCCAAGUUCAGAGAACAAAUCAGACUUCAGAGGAUAGAGUCCAUCAAGAGAGCUAGUGCUCAGAAGAAAAAGGCCAAACCAGCUUCUGCUACAUGACAGAGACUGAUGAACUAAAAUUUCAUGCAUUCUAUAGUUACAGUCUUGAAUUAUUCAAGAUUCGUUUAUGUAGUAAAAAAACAUAUACAGUUUAUAUGAUACUGUGAUGAUGUCUUGUACUGCUUCACUUUUUAGUUUUUCCCUCUCUUGUUUUGGUUUUUAGGUGCUCUUUUGAACUUUGAUUGUGUGGCUUACCUUACCAUCCUCCUAUUUGAAAAACCAAUUUUUGAUGGGCUUUUUCUGUAUGGUAGGUAAGUUCUCAACUUCCUCCUGUCAUUAGGGUGGCAUUGUUGUAGUGAAUUCCUAUUCACAACCAAGCAUAUCCACAUGAAAUGGAAUGAUGUUAUGCGGCUA
Nymphaea colorata (pocket water lily) is the source of this 2410-nucleotide messenger RNA. RefSeq lists its product as uncharacterized. Bases 284 to 2056 code for a protein of 590 amino acids. Lineage: Eukaryota; Viridiplantae; Streptophyta; Magnoliopsida; Nymphaeales; Nymphaeaceae. The transcript has a single exon. The record is from RefSeq and is a predicted model, not a curated record.